ACCAAUGACGCUUUAGCAUUUGCUUCUAAUUCGUUGUAUUAUUUCUGAAACUACAGCUACACAAUAUGGGUAUUUAUUUAAGUAAUUUUACAGCUAGAUUUGUCAGAGAGUGAGAGCAGCCAAAUAGACAAGUAGAGAGAGAGAGAGGGAGGGGGGGGGGAAGAUUAGGGGACGCCCCACACGAUCUUUGAAGGAGAAAAAGAGAAGGGGGAAUCAUCAAUCAUGCCUUCAGGUUCUAAGAAGAGAAAAGCUGCCAAGAAAAAGAAGGAACAAGCAGCCAGCAACAUCCCACGUGGAAAUGGGGAUCCAAGAAGCCAAGAUGAAAGGGAAAGUGAUGUUGGUUCCCCUGCAUCCCAGGGUGACCACAAUCACCACCAUCCAUUCAAUCAGAAGGAAAAAGGGAAAAGGGGAUCUUCACCAAUUCAAUCACAUGUAGCAGAGGAGAAGUCUGCGGAAGGGGCCAUUACGGAUGCAGAAAACACCGAGAGAUCAGGAUCGGAAGAUGUUGUUGCUGUUAAAAUUGAAAAGGAGUUGGGAUCUCAGGAGGAUCUUGAGAGCACACUUGUCACUGUUCAGCACAUUGAGCAUGAUAAGAGCUCUAGUAGCAGUAGAAGCAAUUCAGAUGAUGAAUCUGAGAAGAAAUCAAAGGAAGAAGCAUAUAAUUUUGGUUCUGAAGUGGCCGCAUAUGGCAAUGAGGAUAAGCUGGCUACUGUUAUGUCUGAAGAAGUCCUGAAAGUUGUUGAAAAUGAAGCAGUCGGAAACGUUAACGGUAAUUCUGCUGUGGGAACUGCCAAUGUUGACAAUUUGGUAAAAACUGCUUUCUCCGUCCAAGAGGAAGCGGACCAUGCUACAGAAGUUUCGGCAAACAAAUCAGUGCCUGAUGUUGUUGAGCCAGGGUUGAAGGGAAGUGAAGAGCAGUUAUUGCCCUCCUCAAAUGGUGUCUCUGGGCUUGAAUUGAGAGAAACUGAAGGAAAAAUCUCCUCAUCCUCGGGUAAUUCUGCUGAAAGUUGUACUGUGGUGGACAAAACUCAACAUUUUGAGUCCCAUGAUCAUUCUGAAAAGCAGCCACUUGUCGCUUCAACUCUUCCCGUGGUGCAAAGAACCUCAGUGUUAAGUUGCUGUGGAUUGUUUGAUGUUUUUACUGGUUCUGGAAGAUAAAUUGCAGAACCAUCUGUUCAUGGGGAUUCCGUAGACAUGCAAUUCGUCAAAGUCACAAAUGGUUUUGGUUUCUAUACUUCUAUUUCAUUUCAAGGCUCAAUGUUUUUCUUUAAAGAAUAAUGUGCGGCAGACCUAGCUACAAAAACAGUUGUAAGUUUCGUGGUAGUGAUACUGUGGAUGCCGGUAGUUGCUAGUUGUUGGUUACUAGCUUUGAGUACAAUCUUUUAUUGGCACAUUUGCGGCGUAGGUGCUUAGCUAGGUUUAUGUUGUGUCUGGUUCUUUUUCCCAGGUUGUGGUGACUAGUUUCCUUGGAGUAUACUAGUGUUUCUUAGUGCAAUUUCAACAGGGUUGCUGUUGGUGUCUAUAUUGUGAAUUUUGAUAAUAUCUGUUUGUUUCAGCAAA
This is a messenger RNA of Hibiscus syriacus, 1560 nucleotides long. RefSeq lists its product as uncharacterized. The transcript is spliced from 4 exons. NCBI's taxonomy places the organism in Eukaryota, Viridiplantae, Streptophyta, Magnoliopsida, Malvales, Malvaceae. The coding region runs from base 223 to 1158 and encodes 311 amino acids. The record is from RefSeq and is a predicted model, not a curated record.